Messenger RNA from Contarinia nasturtii (swede midge), 1081 nucleotides. RefSeq lists its product as uncharacterized. The transcript is spliced from 2 exons. The record is from RefSeq and is a predicted model, not a curated record. Bases 53 to 1018 code for a protein of 321 amino acids. Lineage: Eukaryota; Metazoa; Arthropoda; Insecta; Diptera; Cecidomyiidae.
CAGUAUAACAACACAUCAACAGAAACCAAUAGGCACUUUCAAAAUAGAGAAAAUGAAGCUAUCUACUCUUUCAACGUGUAUAUCAUUUUUGCUGUUUAUUCAGUUAAUCAAUGGUAUGCAACACAAUGGCGAAGAAGACAUUACAUUCUCCAACUUGCUGGACCAAUUUAAUAAAAAAGCGGCAGAAAAAGGAUUCGACAUGGGAUCAAAGUUGCAAUUCAUAAUCAAGAUUUCGAACACAGUUGGCAAGUUGAAAAAGAGACUUGGGACGCCACCAAAAGAAUUCAUGGAUAGCAAAAAAUUGAAAAGAGUAUUGGCAAGUGUGCCGAAAACCAUGACACUCACAAUCAUGUUUGCUAAAGUAAACGGUCGUGAAUUUCUCACCCAAGCGAUUGGAGUUAUAAAUAAUGCUCAAACCGUAGACAUUCGGGAUGUUAGCGCCGAAAUUUGCAGAGAAAUAGAAUUUAUACCGCCGUACGAUAAAUUUUUCGAUGAAUGGUAUAAAGCAUGGGAUAUGGAUCCAAUUAGCGAAAACCAUGUGAAUCAAGUCUAUAAAGAAUUACCAGUCAUGACCACGAAAUAUGCGCAAUUGUACGAUUUAUACCACAAACGGUUGGGGGAAGUCGAGGCAGCAGAAACAACAGUUAAAUUUCUCACGAAAUUAGUCAACACCGAUUUUGAUUUACUUUUGAAACUUAAUCCGAAAGGAAAAAGCGAUGCUGUACAGGCCAGAGAAAUUGUUGUAAGAUUACAACCGCUUUUGGAAAGAUUAUUUCAAAAUCUGGGUCAAGUUUCUAAUCACCUUAAAGAAGUUAGGGAUGUUCUUAGAGCAUACAACGCAGAUCGUGUUAAAUGGAUCGAAUUUUUGAUGGAAAUGAGAGAGACGUUAGCAUCAAAACGAAAAACAAUAAUCAAAAAUAACAGUGUGGAGCCGUUUUUAGCUGUGAAUAAUAUGCGCAUUGACAGUAUGAACCAAAUUAUAGCUUAUAUUGCUAAAAUCCUUUGCUUCCGCGAUUAAUUCUUUUUGAUUAUGUGAUGGUAACAAUAAAAGAAUGCAGACAAAGAGAAUUUUGAAAGUUCA